Molecule: messenger RNA, 6858 nt
Organism: Acanthochromis polyacanthus (spiny chromis)
Lineage: Eukaryota; Metazoa; Chordata; Actinopteri; Pomacentridae
Product: phospholipid phosphatase-related protein type 3-like
Biological process (GO): phospholipid dephosphorylation; signal transduction; phospholipid metabolic process
Molecular function (GO): phosphatidate phosphatase activity
Source: RefSeq, a predicted model, not a curated record
CCACCACCACCCCCACCACCCCAUGCCUUUGUGUGUGUGUGCGCGUGUGUGUAUGUGUGUGUGAGAAGCUGACUGCGUACGCGUAAAAGCGGAUGCUGUGCGUAUACAAACCAGCUUUAUUUCCUAUUUCCUAUACGCUUCUCAUUUAGCGGUUCUUGCGCAUCUUUUUUUUUUUUUUUUUUUGUGCGUGUGUUCCGAACUGAAGGAAACCUGCAGGUGCAAGUGAAUGGGAGGAACCGGGAGGACGCACGUGAAUCUCUCCACUCUCAUCCCGAAAGCCAGGAAAUAGAAAGGAACGAAGAGGGACGCGUAACCAGCAAGUGCGGCAAAUUGGACUUUCCACCAUCAGCAUCUCUCUCUCUCUCUCGCCAUCCCUGCUUUCUUUCUUUUUUCCCCUCGUGGAUGUCUCCCCACUUACUCCCAUCAGCCCUCCUUCCGAGAGCAGCCACACGCCGGAGCGCUCUCUAAAUAUUAGAGGCAGAGAGAGGGGUGCUUUCUUUUUUUUAUCCUCCUCUCCUUUUUUUGGGAUUUCGGGGGUGACUUGAGAAAAGAUGGAUUAAAGGGGACGGUGCGCCGCAAAACUGGAGCAGCACGCACGACCGCGCCGGGGGGGAAGGGGGCGACGGGAUUCGGUGAAUUCGCGGAGCCCCCGGGACAGAGGCUGUGACUGGUCCCACCCCAAGAUGACGUCCCCCAAAAACAAAGCCAAGAAGAAGCCGCCCAAAGACAGCAUGACGCUGCUGCCGUGCUUUUAUUUUGUAGAGCUCCCUAUCGUCCUGUCCUCCUUGGUGUCCCUGUACUUCUUGGAGCUGACAGAUGUUUUGUCCCCGGCAAUGGUGGGCUUCCGUUGCCAUGACCGCGAUCUCUCCAUGCCCUAUGUGGAGACGGGCGAUGAGCUCAUCCCUCUUUUGAUGCUGCUGAGUUUGGCCUUUGCUGGUCCCGCAGCGUCCAUCAUGAUGGGGGAGGGCCUGAUGUACUGUAUGCAGUCCAAAAUGAAGACUUGUCCCAAGUCGGAGGGCAGUAUAAAUGCCGGAGGCUGCAGCUUCAACUCCUUCCUACGCAGAACUGUGCGCUUCGUCGGUGUUCAUGUGUUCGGUCUCCUGGCAACAGCCCUGGUGACAGAUGUCAUCCAGUUAGCUACCGGUUACCACGCCCCUUUCUUCCUCACCGUCUGUCAGCCCAACUACACGGCCCCGGGAGUGUCAUGUGACAAUAACGCUUACAUCACACAGGACAUCUGCAUGGGGAAAGAUCAGUAUGCUAUUAUGUCAGCGAGGAAAACAUUUCCAUCCCAGCAUGCAACGCUCUCUGGCUUCGCUGCUGUAUAUAUCUCUAUGUAUUUCAACGCCAGCAUCAACAGCACGACGAAGCUGCUGAAGCCACUGCUGGUGUUUGCUUUCUGCAUGGCGGCGGGCCUCGCUGGCCUGACGCAGAUAACUCAGCACCGCAGUCAUCCCAUAGACGUCUACGUGGGGUACCUGAUAGGAGCCGGCGUCGGAGUCUACCUGGCUGUAUACGCUGUGGGAAACUUCAAAGCGUCAGAGGAAGAUGCUCCCACCUUACAGAGACUGGCUCUGUCCCAGCAGAAGGACGGUCUGAGGGUGUUGAGCCAACGGAGCCACGAUUCGCUGUACAGAAAAACUCCACGGGUGUCCGAGAGCAGGGAGGAGCUCGGGGCUGGGUUGGGGUCAGGAGCUCGAAGUAAGGUAAGGAGGGAGAAGGCGUCUCUGGCCUCCCUCAAACGAGCCAGCGCUGACGUGGAGCUCCUGGCAACCCGUGGCCCCAUGGGCAAGGAAACCAUGGUAACCUUCAGCAACACUUUGCCCCGGGUUGCAAACGGCAACAGCCCCAUUUCUCCUUCAGAGGAGCCAAUCGCAACCCAGCGCCACAUGACCUUCCACGUGCCCUUUGACCCCCAGAGGUCUCGGCAGCUUGUGUCGGAGUGGAAGCAGCGCUCGGUGGAGCUCCGCAGCCAGAGCUCCCGAGACGAGGAGGAGGGGACGGACAGGGGAGGCGAAGAAGGAGAAGGAGGCGACCAGGGGAUGCCGUCGUCUCUUUACCCCACGGUGCAGGCCAACAACAGCACGGCCACGCCGACCGCACCCAGGAUGGUUGUGGCGCCACCGCUCAUUCACAUCCCAGAGGAGGCUUCCCGGCCGCCGCCCGUCUCCCCGAAGAGUGCCAAGACUCGAGCCAAGUGGUUGUCGCUCACAGAGGGAGGAGUGAAGGAGCCUGGAGUAGGGCCCAUCGCUGUGUCGACUCCCAGGGUGCCCAACACUCAACCCAACCAGCCUCCCAGCCAACAGAGAGUCACCCAGGUCAUAGCCAUGUCCAAGCAGCAAGGUCACGGUCAGGUCAAUUUAUCUACCAAGACAUCUGAGGGUGGCUCCUCCUCCGGUGGUGGCUCCAACUGCUCUGAGUCACCGUAUUAUCGGAUCCCAUCUGAUCGAGACAGCUGCACUGGGAGCAACCCAGGGAGCAUCGCUGGCAGUGGGAGCAUCGUCACCAUCGACGCUCACGCCCCCCACCACCCGGUGGUGCGUGUCUCGGCCAGCAACGGCAAGCCGUGGGAGUGGAGGAACACCAUCAGCGGCAACAUGAUGACGGCCGACCCGGCGGGCGACAAGCACCGCACAGCGCUGCAGCGGCAGGACAAUGUGAGCCACUACCGGGACUACCGGACGCUGCCGGUGAAAACGGACUCGCUCUGCUCCUCCUCGGCCAGCGGCAGCGCAGAGGGCGGAGCCGAGCUGCCUCCCCCGCCGCUCCCCACCUCCUCCUCCCCUCUCCCUCCCCCACCACAGCUGCUGUCAUCCCCUCUCCCGCCGCCGCCCCCGCACUCGUCCUCGUCCCCCCUGCCUCCCCCUCCACACCCCAGCAGCUCCUCUCCGAUGCCUCCGCCUCCCCUCCACCCUGCCUCCUCUCACAUGCCCCCACCUCCUCACCCGUCCUCUCAGAUGUCCCCGCCGCCCCUCCCGCCAUCCUCCCAAAUGCCCCUGCCUCCUCACCCGUCCCCCUCCCAAAUGCCGCCUCCUCACCCGUCCUCCUCCCAAAUGCCGCCACCUCCUCACCCGUCCUCACAAAUGCACCUACCUCCACAUCCCUCCUCUUCCCCUUUGCCUCCUCCACCUCAUCCCUCCUCCUCCAUGCCCCUGCCUCCUCACCCGUCUUGCUCCAGCAUGCUCCCUCCCCCCCACCCUGAUUUAUUGAUAGACAGCCACAGCCAGGCGUUGUCCCGCUCCGGCACGCUGCCCCGCCGGCCGUCCGUGUCCGCCCGCAGCCAUGCCGAGCAGGAGCACUACUACAAGGCCAUGCAGAACGAAAGGAUGUUAUAGUGAAGCUGAAAGGCGCCGGACAUCUUUGUAAUAUCAGAGAUUGUACUUAGGAAGACUCUGCUGAAAAAGGACAGUGAAACAAAGUAGGUUGUGGCAGGUGAAUGGAGAUUUAUUACAUUUGGAAACGGUUUAGAGACCCUGAAUCCAGCAGUGACUUUGGGAAUGUCUGGCAGCUUGUGGACUCGGCGGGGGAGCUGCUUUUCCCUGCUCAUACAUACUGCCCACAGCGCCAGCUCAACAGCCCUGACUGGAAAAAAGAACAGACAAGAGAAGAAAGAGAAGCAAGGUGAAGAAUUAUAAAACCCUACUUCACCUCUGGUUUCAGCACGCACAUCCUCUGUGUUUCUUUAAGAUGAAUUCAAAGAGGGAACGAAGAAGCUGCAGCUGAAAGAGAGAGAUCACAAUGAACGGCCUGGGAUUUGCUCAAUCACGUUUCCCUUGACGUGGGGGAUAAAACAGAGAAAACGAAACAACUAUAGGCAAUACUAGCUCUUCUUAAACUCCGCGCAGCUGUUUGAGGUUGCCAUUGAAUUACACAACAGAGAAUUUACUCUUGUAAAGCUCUUGUUUCAAAGCACCCAACAGCUGCGGAAAGCGGGAAAGGAUGCAGUAAGGUCAAGUUCAACCACAGGUUCAAGAGCAUUAGCCACGACUUGCAGAAGGAUGAGUGCUUUUACCCCUCGAAAAACACACCAAAUGGGGAAUUUUAUGUUUGACGCACGCGAAAUACACAAGCAAAUGUGUCAGUAUCCACCAGAGAGAGGCAGCUUAGGAAGCAUCGCUUGUGGAUGGGGAGUGAGAAGAAGGAGAAGGAGGAGGGGAGUAAGGAGGAUCAUGCACAGUUGGACACCCCUAUACAGACGUCACUGAAUGGAUUACCGUUGUAAACAUGAGAGGCGGUGGAACGGAAAGAGAAUUGUUUCUAAAACGAAGAGGGUUUCUGGGCCUCGCAGCACAGCGAGCCAGGCUGACGGUCUUGUCUUCGCUGCGUGCAAAAACCUGCCGCGGAACGGAGGUUGAAGCCGCGCUAAGGAGAUUAACGUUUGUUUAUCAAACCAUGCUAGCACACCCUUCGCUUUUUUGGUCCCUCUGGCAAACCACAAUAGUGACGAGAAUGUUUAUGGAAAGCUUCCAGGCAAGUGGCGCGGCACAAAAUAAUGGCUAAAGCCGGUGCUGGUUGGACGCGGCUUCAUAGAUGAGUAAUAAAACAUGAAGAGCAACUUUGGAAUUGUCAGGUUGUAAAAAAAAAAAGAUCUUUCAAUGGUGUGUAUCCAUGCUUUUUUAAUCUAGCUUUCUGGAUUAUCAGAAAGACCUCUGCAGGAAAUUUAUUUAUUCACAACUUGGUAAUAUGUACAAUUCCAGACUCCAUCCAUCCAUGAAUUGAUUAUUUAUAAUCAUUUAUGUGUUGCAGGAUCAGGACAGAUUGCCAGUCUAUCACUGAUCAACCCUUUAUUAAAGCUGCUGUCCGGAGUUUGAAUCGCAGCGUCUCCCAAAACACUGGUGGUCCCACCCUCCGUCCCUCUGAUUUCGCACUUUUAUUUGUGCACGCGCACAGUGCAUGAGAGGAGUGCCCGGAGUGCUGCAGCAUCUUGCCUGUUUUGCUGUUUUCCCCUCUUCUACAUUUAGUACAUUUAGUAAAUAAUAAAGGAAUUACGUUAGAAUUCUGUAUUGAGUCUAACUUGUCCUAAUACCAAAAUAACAUGAAUCUGCUAGGACGAACGAGUAAAGUUUCAAUAUGUGAUUACACUCGUGUAUCCCUCUCGAUGGCGUUGUUUAUCAAACUUAGUGCAUUUACGCGUGUAUAUGUGUUACAUUGUUUAUUUAUUUCUAUCUAGAGUUCAGAAUUGCAUGACUCCUCUGACGAAGAGUAUGUCCCAGACGCCCCAACAUCUUCCUCCAGAGGUCGGGCAUCUAAACGAAGCCGUCAGGCGGGCUAUGGAGGCCGUGGUCGGGGAGCGACGCGAGCACCCCGAGCCAAAAAACGUCCUGCAGUCUCUUGGCCUGACAAGCCGUGGGAUUGGUAACUUUUCUGGAAAUUGCUGAGCCCUGAUGCUCUCUCCUCCACAAGCAAAACAAAUGUGCACGCGGUUGCAUAGUGCGGAGCUCUCCCACACCUCUGCAUGGGCUUGCUUGCUGUGCGCGUAACUGUUGAUUGACAGCAUGACAAAGCUGAAGCUCGAACUUGAUUGGUCGGCAGCAACCGGCGCUUUUUGGAAUAACAUGGGGGUCUAUGAGAGGAAGGCGGAGCUCAGGAAUAAAUUUUCAUAUCGCGUUAUACUAACUUUAUAUUAUAGUAUCGAACUAGACUAACACAUUUAAGCUUUGUUAAAAGAUGAUACAUAAAUUGAAAACAAACGGAAACUCCGGACAGCAGCUUUAAGUUUGCCUUAAGUGAAAUUUUUUUGUUUUCAAAAAUGAAAUAAAUCCAUAGUUUGUUCUUAAAAUUAAUGAAAACAACCAACCAAUGCCAUGUCAGAGCAUCAGAAUUUUUAAAAAGUCUCAAUUCAAGGUUCACUUGCCCACUUGUUUAAGUGCUGUUAAACCACUUUAGCAAGUGUAUUUUGCUCAGUUGCCACAGAAUUGUAGCUGUUCAUACAGACGAUGGCCAAAAUACAGCUGCUGAUGACAAGGAAAACAAAGAAAAACAACAGAACGCUCCAAAACAACCGAGUAAGUGGGUUUGGACAUGAGAUAAUAUUGUGAAUUGUGAACCAAAAAAAAUCUUUAAAUUUAGUCCUGUGAUUAUGCAAAAAUGCUAUCUGUGAAACAUCAGAAAUGUUUUAAAAAACAUUUCUGAUACAGAUUAAUUGAGUUCAGUCAUUUAUCAAGCAAAAAUGGCAAAAAAUUUAGAAUUUUGGUGUUGAAAACUUGCGCAAAUAGCAUCGAUCAUGUUGCCAAUUAGUUAAAUAUUCUGAAAAUCAAUCAUUUUACCCCUAUAUUGUACUCUAAGUGGGGACAAUCUGGUGUUCUUCCUGCUCACCCAUUUCUCUUGUGUGUAUUGACACUCCGUUGUACAAAGCUGUUUUCAGGUACCUCUCAUUCUUCUGUCAGAAGAUAUCUUCUCUAAGGACAAGUGCUUUAUUUUCGACCAUAAUUUUGAUCAUAUGUUGAUAAAAAUACAGACUCAAACGCUCAGAUGAAGUUCCACCAAGGCGCCUAAACAUCACGAAGGACACGUGAACAGAUUUUUGUAAAGUCGUGCUCGGAAGAGGCUGUGGAACAAGUUGUAUUUUGUAGUGGCGCUCCUUCCACAGGGAGCUGGUAGAUAAAGUUUCUCGUCAGUUUGUGCUGCAUGUGUGUACGAGUGUUUUUUUUAUUAACUUCUGUGCUUCGAGCCUGCACCGUCAGGCGGACACGCUGGUGAUUAUCGUACUUUUUGCCCCCUUUGACUGUAAAAAAUACUUCUCUAAUAUUAUUAAUACUGUUAUUAUUAUUCCACAGUCCUCUUUUUUUAAUGGACUAAUGUUUUCUAUCUGUGGUGAUGUGUAACAUUAAUAACCUUCUUGAAUAAAAAAAAACAAAA